This is a messenger RNA of Mesorhabditis spiculigera, 540 nucleotides long. The record is from the annotation of a GenBank genome assembly. NCBI's taxonomy places the organism in Eukaryota, Metazoa, Nematoda, Chromadorea, Rhabditida, Rhabditidae.
AUGCAACCACCACAAUUCUACAACACUUUCCCGCUGGGGUAUCCAAAUCAGCCGAUGCAACAAUUUCGCCCCAGCCAGGGCCUCGACUCGACUUACGCCAAUCCGAACUACGAGAAUUCGAACUACGCUAACUCGAACUUUGCGAAUGCGAAUUACGCGAAUAGCCAGCCACGAAGAAUGCCGACAAACCCAUACUUUCCGAGCAAUACCCGGCCCGUCUCGGCCUCUACGAUGUUUUCCGAGGGUACCGUAUACUCCAACGACGAAAGGCCGCCGCUUUUUAGCCGGGAUCGCAACAAAUCCUUUGACAGCUAUCAGGAAAAAGUGGAGCGAGAGAUGAAGGAGAAGCAAAAAGAGGUCCACACCGCCGUCGACGGGAUGAGCGAGGCGGCCAGGAUACAGUUUCAGAAGGUGUCGGCCAUGAUGACACAACCCGGGUUGGCGGACCGGGAGAGGUUACGAAGAAUCGAAGCCCUGUAUAAGGAGUUGCCCGAUGACGUGCGCAAGGAGUUCGACACCAAGUUGGCCGCGUUCGGGCGG